Beauveria bassiana ARSEF 2860 is the source of this 3354-nucleotide messenger RNA. Its product is annotated as C6 zinc finger domain-containing protein. Gene Ontology annotation, biological process: regulation of DNA-templated transcription. The coding region runs from base 1 to 3354 and encodes 1117 amino acids. Gene Ontology annotation, molecular function: DNA-binding transcription factor activity, RNA polymerase II-specific; zinc ion binding. The transcript has 3 exons. NCBI's taxonomy places the organism in Eukaryota, Fungi, Ascomycota, Sordariomycetes, Hypocreales, Cordycipitaceae. The record is from RefSeq and is a predicted model, not a curated record.
AUGGAUCUAGCUCCCAUUGAUAGCAAACGGGCUCGUCUGUCCUCGUGGUCUAGUACCACCUCACAGCAGCCAACCACAUUACCGCACCCGCACUCCACGGCUCAUUUGCCUCCCCCCUCCCAUCCUCAGCAUCCCUCUUCUGCUGCUCCCGGAUAUCAAAACUACCAGCCCCGGCACUCCGACAUCUCUCCCAGUCAUCCUCCAACCUCUGGGCAUGGCCUUCUGCACCAUCCUGACGUCGACCGUCGCCAUCACGACCAAGAGGCUCUCGCUCCCAUGCACGACCACUAUCGACAUCCGCAGUCUCAGCCGCAGCAGCCACCUCCUCACUCACCGGCGCAGACGCACUACCCAUCCUAUUCCUCGCGAGAUUCCUUGAUAAAGCGAGAAGGCCCUGAAGACAUUCGUCGCCCGACAUCGGGCAGUCAUGGUCUCGACACUGGCCAUGGAUCUGCUUCGCAUCACUCCGUCCCUCCCCCGCAUGCCCAUGCCUAUUCUUCCGAGCCUCAGCGCCAUGUCAACUACGAACCUGCUCCGCAGCUUCCUCCAACACCAUCGCCGUAUCGCCACCACGCCGGCCCUUCGUCAUCCAUGCAACCCCAUCAAGCUUACGAGAGCCAAAGCCAACCCGGCUACACAUCUUCAGGGGAUCAGCCCAUGUAUGGUAGUGGAAUGUACUCAGCCUCCGGUGUCAUCCCAGUAAAGAAGAAGAAUACGAGAGCUUCUCAGGCUUGCGACUCAUGCCGUCAACUGAAAGCGAAAUGCGACGAACUAAGACCAUGUAAAACAUGCAAGGACAGAGGCACUGAGUGCAAAUAUCGCGACCCGCCGCCCAAAGUCGCUGACAAAACCCAAUCGGAUAUUCUUGAUGGUAUCGCCUCUAUGCAAAGUCAGCUUUCCACACUUGUUGAGCAUUUCGCUCGCAUGGACGAACGCAUUUCCAAAAUCGAGUCAGUCGCCCUCAAAUCUGAUCCUACUCUCAAAGUAAAUCCGGUGAUCGAGAAUCAUUGCAAAACUGAGAGUACACCACUCACUGGAGACGAAAUGGCCAUCUACUCAUCGCAAGACGCAAUCGUGGCUGGUCCCGACCAAACCAUUUUGCCCGAAGACGAAGUCGAAACCGAGCCCGGCCCCCCGCCCCCUGUCGGCGAGCCUGCCAUUCCCUUACACCAUACCACACUGGCCGGUCUUUUGUUGAAUUGGCCCUCCAUCCGAGAGAUGACAAAGCAUCACGUUGAGCGGGAAGGUGUAGGCUAUGUGGGGGAGUACCCCAUCAGUCAGGAACAAAAUCGAGGUUUGCUGAUUUUAUACGGGCGUGGUGAGGAUAACAGAAUGUCACGGAAGCAGCGCGAACGGGAACAUGACCAGCAAAGCGUUGACACGCCUGACGAUUCAUCCGACUCCCCGUCACCCUCCACAGUGACCGAAGCGGCAGACUGGGGGAAUCUAGGUGGCUUGAGCCCAUAUGACCACGUCGAUUAUAGAAGCGGUGUUCUCGGUCCCGAUGGCCUUCCUGACUUUUCCGAGGGUACAGUAUUGCGAUAUGUUGAGUCCUUCAAGGAAAACAUUCUCAAUAUGCAUCCCAUCGUACAACCUCAGAUACUCGAUCAAUGGGUGCGCCAAUUCCUCGACUCUUUCCCGUUACCAAGCAACAAGUUAAGCACCAAGGCUAGCACAGCUUGGGCCGUAAGCAGUUCGAUGGAGCCCCCUGGUUCAAAGCGUAAGAGGACAUCACCAGCGCCUCCCGACAAUAUGGACACAUCGUCGGCGGCAUCACCCACCCAGAGAAUGAGUCGACCGAGUCGGACGAUACAUACAGCACUCAUCCUAGCUGUGUUGGCACUUGGAAAGGUCUGCUUGCACCGUGAUUAUGUGCCCGACGCCCUUCACGUGGGUGAUCCGAUGCCUCACGGAAGAUUUCAUCUGAAUGGCAUUCCUCAAUCGCCUAAGGGCUCGCCGCCUGGUGAUGCGUCGCAGUCGCAGCCAUCGAGCUCAGCGUCCCCUCGUGAUCAGGAUCGUCCAUACCAACAUGGUCGGCGUUCGUCUCUGGCAGGCAAUACCCGUCCCGGCCUACUCAAGAAAAAUUACGAGAAUAUACCUGGCUUGGAGUACUUUGCUUUUGCAACCGACAUUCUUGGAAACCACAUCGGCUCCUACAAUAACAUGAAAAACGUCUAUGCAGACAUCUUUGCUGGACUCUACCAAGGUCAGCUCGGAAGGCCUUUGGAGAGCUUUUCGUUCAUCAACAUGGCAAGCCACAAGCUCCAAGUUAUCAUGCGGCCUAGUUUGGAGAAGCUCAAGAAGUUCAAAACCACGCGCGCAUUUAUCAAAGAUACAAAGUACAACCAGCUUUCGUUGGCAUUCUGGACCUGUCUGCAGUUGGAGAGUGAUUUGCUUGCGGAACUUCCUCUCCCGCCUUCAGGCCUUUUGUCCUAUGAAAACGACAUCCCGCAUCCAAACAUGAGCCUGCUAGAGGGCUUCCCCAAGCCUGUUCUCGACAGCUAUCUCGGCCAACUUUACCUACGGACGCAUCUCAACAGCAUUCAUCGCAUGUUCUACGCGCCGGAAGACCCGGCCAAGGGGGGUCGAUUGGAUUUGCCGUAUAGAAGUGUUGAUAUAGUAUUGGAUGCGGUUUCAGAUAUGAAAUGGGUGGGGCCAAGUUUCGCCUUCAAGGAAGAUGAUCCUCCAGCCGGCGAUAUUUUAUCAGCCAGACUUCGUGCCAAGUACUGGGGUGCUCAAGUCCUCACGUUUCGACCUUUUUUGAGGCAAAUGUUGCAGUUUUCGUUUGUUAAGAACCAUCCGAGCACUGGACAACCGCCCUCAUCUGAGUUUCGCGCCGAGGUCGAUGCUCCACGCAUCGAUCCGCAGGCAAGAAACGUACAGGACUUGGAUCCCCGAAUUCUCGUACUCGCCAAAAAGGCCAUCAAUGCUCUGGUUGAGAGCACAAGGGCUUUUCAUGGGCUUGGAGAGAAACGACCUAUUAUUACCAGCGUCUUUGGCACCGCGCACGCUCAAUGGGGCAACCUACUCGUCUUGUCUGCUGCUUUGAGAGAUCCCAUCAUGGGCGAGUUCGUCGACGAAAAGCUCCUACGCCACUUAUUCCAAAAGACGAUCGGCUUUUUACGUCAAUCCGCCACGGCCACAAGCUCACUGCGCGUCGACAUGCAUAUCCUAGAAGGAAUCCAAAAAGAUUUAUGGGGGAUUGAGCCUUUCUGCCCCAACAACAUGGGAUUUCCAACAACGGCAUCGCGCACGUCAUCCGAUAGCAUCGACAUGCCGCCGCCGAGAAAUACCAUUGAAGGGGACGCAACACCGCAAAUGCACAACAGCCGCUUGACGCCAGCUCCAGGGUGA